This is a messenger RNA of Raphanus sativus (radish), 2340 nucleotides long. RefSeq lists its product as uncharacterized. The record is from RefSeq and is a predicted model, not a curated record. The transcript has 2 exons. Gene Ontology annotation, molecular function: zinc ion binding. Lineage: Eukaryota; Viridiplantae; Streptophyta; Magnoliopsida; Brassicales; Brassicaceae. Bases 1 to 2340 code for a protein of 779 amino acids.
AUGGUUCUAAUCUAUGUUAAAUCCGGGGAAUGGGUGUCUGAUUUCAGUGAAGAGUGGAGUUUCGUGGUAGAGAAAGCAAGGGGUGGUCGAAUGGUAACAUUAGAAACUACUACUCCAUUGGUGGUGGUCAAGAGGAUCGUGUGUGAGGAUUAUGGGUUGGACCAUAUUGCUGUUAAUGCCGAGUUCAGUUACUCGAUAGUGAAUCAAAGAGGAAAUCCUCCAAUUUUUAUCACCAAUGAUCGCCAAUCAUCUAAUUUUGUGGCUUAUGCGAAGAGGGAUUCAUCUACUACCUUGUGCGUCACGUUCUCUGGUUCUGGCGUAAAUAAAAACGAACGGAUCAAUAUUGAUUUGAAUAAGGAGCCGUGUGAUUCAAGUAAUGUUGAGGAUGAAGAAGUUCUGGAGAUAAAUGGAGCCGCGUUUGUGAAGCCGUCAAAGGAGUCUUGUGGUAGAAAGAAGGAUCAUGUCGCCGCUGAUGGUUGUCGUGAUGCUGGUUUAAGGAGUCAAAAAAUUGGAGAUUCUCAAAAUAAUGGAGAUACUGAAAAGUCUGGUCGAGAGUGGAGAGGAGAUUUUGUGAAGAAGAAUCAACUUUUCAAGAGUAAAGAGGUUCUGAAGGCAACAAUGGAAAUUUUGGCGAUGAAGAAUAAUUUCGAUUACACUGUUAUCAAAUCCACGAGAAAAUGGUGGUAUUGCCGAUGUAAGGAUGCAUUAUGCAAUUGGAGUGUGCGUGCAGAAGGUUUGGACGGGUCUGCAUAUUUCAUGAUCAACCGGUGUGAGGAACGACAUUCAUGUGCACCUUCAAAGAAAAGCAAUUUCGGAAAAACAGCAUCGGCAAGAACAAUUGGGAGACUAAUACAACAUCGAUACGGUGAUGCCAACGAUGGCCCAAAACCAAAUGACAUCAUUGACUUUAUGAGAUUGGACCAUAGUUGUGAGAUUACUUAUGGGCACGCUUGGGAAGCUCGGGAGUUUGCUAUUGCAGCUGCUAGAGGUAUACCAGAUCGCAGUUAUGCUAAAAUACCAUCGUAUUUGCAUAUGCUUAAAGAAGCUAAUCCUGGUACGCAUACUCACUAUGAAAUUAAUGACAAGGGGAGAUUCAUGUAUCUAUUUAUGGCAUUUGGGCAAUCAGUUAGAGGAUACUACAAUGCAAUGCGAAGGGUGAUUGUUGUUGAUGGAACUUUUCUGAAAAAUAAAUACAGAGGAGUUCUACUUGUUGCUACUGCUGUAGAUGGUAACUCUAACUUGUAUCCGAUUGCAUUUGGAGUUGUUGAUUCAGAGAAUGAUGAUUCAUGGGGUUGGUUCUUCAGGCAGUUGAAAGUGGUUAUAAAAGACUGUCAAGACUUGGCUUUUGUCUCAGAUAGAAAUUCAUCUAUUGCUAAAGCGAUUGGGACUGUCUACCCGCGAUCAGCACAUGGAAUAUGCAUUCAUCACUUGUUGACCAAUGUGGUUGCAUUUUUCAAGACAAAAGGGUUCACUGCCUUGGUUGAAAAGGCUUCACGGGCAUAUAGGUUCACUGAAUUUAAGGAACAUAUGACCCAAAUUUUUGAUAUGAGUCCUGAGCUUGGAAGAUAUCUACAGGAGGCUGAUGUGCGCAAAUGGGCUCGUUCUCUGUUCCCUGGAUCCAGGUACGACAUUAGGACCACAAACCCUGCAGAGUCAAUAAAUUCAGUUUUGAGAGUACCUAGAGAAUAUCCGGUUAUUCCUUUGCUAGAUAGUAUAAGAGAACUGUUGACUCGAUGGUUCUAUGAGCGUCGCCUGGUAAGCUCUAAGCAUCUUGAUCCUUUAACCGCUGAGGUAGAGAAAAAGAUAGAUAGGAGAAUUGUGAAGGCAAAGGGGUUUAAGGUUUACAAGACUGACAACGUCAAAUCGGUGGUGAAAGGAGACAUAUAUGAUUGUCAUGUUGAUUUGGAAAGAAGAACAUGCACAUGUGGGAAGUACGAUAUAGGAAAAAUUCCUUGCCGACACGCCAUUCCAGCAAUUUAUUCACGAGGUUUGGAAGUACACAGAUUUACCGACGCCUUCUACAGCACUACAGCAUGGAGAACCGCAUAUGAGGAAAGCAUUAACCCAAUAGCAGUUCCACAGUCUGAAUGGAAGGUCCCAGCUGAGGUUAAACUUGCCAAGAUUUUACCACCAGAGACAAGAAAGAGUGCUGGUCGACCAGUAAAGAGAAGGCAUGAAUCAGUAGAAGACAAGAUAAAAUCUUCUCAAGGAUCAAGAAAGAAUAAAAAGCACAAGUGCAGCCGUUGUGGUAACAAAGGACACAAGAGUUGUUGUCAGCCACUCCUCCAACUUUCUUCACUUCUCUCAACUCAUUUGGCAGCCACUCCUCCAACUUUCUGA